Molecule: messenger RNA, 1506 nt
Organism: Parasteatoda tepidariorum (common house spider)
Lineage: Eukaryota; Metazoa; Arthropoda; Arachnida; Araneae; Theridiidae
Source: RefSeq, a predicted model, not a curated record
UUCUAUGGUUUUAAUUUUGUUAAGUUUUCAUUAAAAUUAUGUUUAAAUUUAGCAUUUCUCCAAAUUAUUUAUCUUUGGUGACAGACUCAACUGAACACGCAGACUCAUAAAUAACGCAGCCGUUUUCUCGCCAAAGAUAAGUGGUGACCCGGUUUUUUGUGGAUUUAUCGCCUCUAUUCCAGUUUGUGGAUUGAAUUCUUCUCAUAUGCAAUUGUACAACAUUAACAUUUUCCAUUGAAAUUUCCAGAAUACUGUAAAAUAUGCCAUUGCCGGAAGAUAAUAGUUCAGAAGCAGUACCAGUGUCGGAAAUAUCACGAAUAGCAGUCAAACCUCCACCUUUUUGGAAGAAUAAUCCUAAAUUGUGGUUUGCCCAAAUCGAAGCCCAAUUUGAAAUUUCUGGCAUUACAAGAGAAGACACAAAAUUUAAUCAUGUCGUUGCCGCCAUUGAAUCUCAUAUUUUGGAUUCCAUCCAAGACCUGAUUAUCAGUCCACCUGGAAGUAAUCAAUAUUCCGUUUUGAAGACACGACUCAUAGAAAUCUAUGCUGAAACCGAAACUUCAAAAUUACGAACUUUAUUACAAGGUGUUGAACUUGGCGACCAGCGCCCAUCUUUACUGUUAAAAAGAAUGCGAGAUUUAGCAGGAAAGCAUUUCAGCGAUGAUUUACUAAAAUCACUGUGGCUUGAUAGACUACCAGCUAAUAUAAAAUUAGUGUUGGUUGCUUCUAGUGAACAGUUAAAUAACUUGGCAACUAUGGCUGACCGAAUUCUAGAGUUUGUUCCUCAAACUUCAGUCAACUCUACUACAGCGCCAGACCCUACACCGAAACAUCCAAGUUUGGAACAUCAAAUUUCAGAGUUGUCUAAACAAGUUGCUAACUUGAUGGAAAUAGUACAUAAUCGUCAAAAUUUUCAUAGGUCUAGAAGUCCAUCUUUUAAUCGCCAAAUGUCACGCAACGGACGUUCUCCGUUCAGACGCCAAUAUGUUGAACCUUCUAAUGAAUUUUGUUUCUACCACACCAAUUUCGGAGCCUCAGCAAGAAAAUGCAAGAGUCCAUGCAAAUUUCGAACUGUAACCAGGGACGUAACUAAACAUUCGGAAAACUAAAAAGGCGGUUGCCUAACGGCCGAAACAAUCGCCAGAUUGACAGAAUUCUACUGGCCGAUCGUAAGACUAAUAUCAAAUUCCUAGUCGAUACAGGUGCUGAUGUCAGCGUUAUUCCAAAACAUAAGUUGUGUUGUAAGGCUGACCCUACACUUCACCUGUAUGCUGCUAAUGGUACAGAAAUUCAUACCUAUGGAACAAAGUUAUUAGAUUUAGAUUUGAACUUAAGACGCCAAUUCCGAUGGAAAUUUAUUGUUGCUGACGUUAAGCAACCUAUAAUUGGUAUAGACUUUUUAACAAAUUUCAAUUUAUUAGUCGAUGCUCGACACAACUGUUUGAUUGAUGCCAAUACGAAACUUUCGUCAUCUGGGUUCCGAGUUCAAAACCAAGACUUUACUUUUAA